CUCCCCGGCACCAGACUCCAACUCACUAUCCAUAAAUGUUGUGGAUAUACAGAGGAAUUUGAGUAAGAAUGUAGUUGUGGUGAAUCGUGGCGUCGACCAACGGUGGAACCUUCUUCAGGAAACUCUCUACGAUCUGACGUACAUCUUCCACCUCCAUAUGCACUCAGAGACCUACACUUCUGAGCUGGUCGGUGAUGCUUACAUCGCCCUGGAUGACAUACAGGUGACCCCUGGUGCGUGUAGCGGGUCUAGCAGCACACCAAACCCCUCUUCUACAACAAAGCCUCCAAAGCUGAUCUCCUGUAACUUCGAGAGCGGCUCACUGUGUGGUUGGAGUCAGGACAUGACUGAUGGUGGAGACUGGGAUCUGGUCACUGGUAACAUGCUGAACGGGGAUACUUACGCCGACCUGGGCCCUGCUGUAGACCACACCUCACACUUGUCUGGGGGUCACUUUAUCUUUGUGAGCCAGAAAAUGGGAAAAGGAGUUCGUAUCAGGUUACAGUCAGAAGACAUGCCGCCCUCCGCCACCCACUGCUUCACCUUCUACUACUACAUGCAUGGCUCUCACCCUAACAACCUUAAUUUGUAUCUAGUACAAGACGAAUUUGAGCCUGAUCGAGCGGUAGACUGGCAUGCGAAAGGUGAACUGGGGGAGUUAUGGCAUCAAAUGAGGUUUUUCGUUCCAAACAGUACAGUAAACCAGUUCAUCAUCUUCGAAGCAUCACUGAACCUUGGCUCGGUUGAUGAUGGACACACGGCUAUUGAUGACAUCCGCCUCCUCGAUGGGUCCUGUUCAUCCCGAGGCUUUGGUGCUAAUUGUGACUUUGAAGCUUCCGACAAAUGUGAGUACACCAUCCAAAACUUCGACGAGUCUUGGGGUUGGUCCUGGGGAGCUGAUGCUGCCAAAGGCCCAGCUACAGAUCACACGUAUGGCGAGGCUGAUGGUCACUACAUGUACUUAAACUACGAAGACGACCAAGUAACCCAAAGUGUGCUCACCACUCCAUACAUGAGGGGUGAUGACGACAGCAUGUGCGUGAAGUGGUACUAUUACAUAAGUGGUCCUGACGAUAUGGUAGCUGGGUUGAACGUGUCUGUGAGUGAUGUAGGUACGACGUGGUUUGUCAAUGAACCUAUGGGAGACAGUUGGAACCUUGGCAACUUUACCGUAACAGCUUCUGCUGACUUUAAAGUGGCGUUUGAAGGAUCUGUUUACAACCCUAAAAGUAAUGUCAUCAUCGCAAUUGACGAUGUAGUGGUAGACGCCAAAGCGUGUCCUGCUGCUGCCACCUGCACUUUCGAGGGCGGACUGUGUGACUGGGCAAGCGACACUAACGGUGAUAUAACCUGGGUACUACAGUCUGGCUCCACACCCACUGCCAACACGGGGCCACAGUAUGACCAUACCUUGAACUCAAUAUAUGGUCACUACAUGUUGAUGAGUGCGAGCAUUGGAUGGCAGGGGUCACAGGCGUUUCUAAGAUCUCCACCCAUAACAGGAGGAGAUUACUGCUUUGAGUUUUACUACUACAUGAGUGGACAAGAUAUUGGAGCUCUCCGUGUGAUCAUUGAGACAGAUGGGGGGAACAAGACAGUGUUUGAUAGGGAGGGCAACCAGGCAGAGGAGUGGCGCCUGGGAAGGAUCGGUCUACCUCAACUCCCAGACUUUGUUAUCAAUAUCGUGGGUGUCGUUGGCUCCGGGACAGAGGGAGAUCUUGCUAUUGAUGACACCUGGACAUCGUAUGGUGUGUGUCCCGACAUUCCUGAUAAGUAUUAUUGUAAAGACGGCAGAAUGAUACCAAGUACACAAGUGUGUGACUUCCAUCCUGACUGUUCUGACAAAGAUGAUGAAGAGAACUGCGGCGAGUGUGACUUUGAAAACGGGAUGUGUGGGUGGACGGCCUUCAACAGCAAGGACUACAUGUGGAAAAUUGGACAUAACUUGACUCGGAAUUAUGAUGGGAAGUUCAUCUACGACCACACACUAGGGACACCACUGGGUCAUUUCCUCUAUGUUCUGGAACUAGCCAGUGGAGACAGUGGGCCAGCCGCUCUCGUCACCAGACCCCACCAUAACUCCCAGCUUUACUGCGCCUUCAUCUUCUGGUACCGUGAGAACGCCAACAUGGGGCCGGAGAAGGCCAUACAGCUGAGUGUUAAUGUGGAGAGAAGUGAGGAGGUCACACCAGUGUCCUAUUUUGUCAACCGAGCUGUUGAUACCUGGACGAUGGGUCAAGUGAUGCUCCAGGAUUGGCCAGGAGAGUUUGUAGUGCGUGUGGAGGCCAUGUCCACGGCACCUCCCACAGACCUCACGUUAGAUGACUUCUCUUUCGACAACUGUUAUAUACCUCAUGACUCCGGGAACUGUCUCCCAAACCAGCUCACGUGUAACACAGGAAUGUGUGUUGAUGACGACUUGAUCUGUGAUAUGACAAACGACUGUGGGGACAUGAGUGAUGAAAGAGACUGUUUCUUCUCCGGUGUCGCAGUGUGCACCUUUGAGGGUAACCAGAAGUGCGACUGGACACAAGAAGCUGAACAAGAUGACAAAGACUGGCAACUUGGAUCGGGUCCAACACCCGCCGGCCGCUACAGCCACCUGACCGGCCCUCCCGUAGACCACACCACUCGACUUGUUAGCGGCCACUACCUAUAUAUCUCCGAGUAUACUACGAAGCCUGAUGCUAGGGAGUCGAGUCCGAGACGUGCCUGGCUCCUCAGCCCAGUGCUUCAGGCUAAAGAAGAAAAAAAUUGUGUUUUAAGGUUCCAUUACUAUAUGUACGGCAUGAAUAUUCAACAGCUGAACGUGUACAUUAGGUGGGACCUGUACAGCGCGAAAACUUUGGUCUUUAGCAGGACUGGUGAACAAGGACAGUUCUGGGAUCGUGGAACUGUCCCAUCUCAGUCGACACAAUCAUUCCAGUUUGUCAUUGAAGGAGUUAUUAGAUAUUACGAUUAUAUAGACAUUGCAAUCGAUGACCUGUCCUUCUCAAGUGGAUGUGUGUCAGUGAACGGCACACUUCCUCUCGGCACUACACCUGCCCCUCCCUUUAAUCCUUGCGGUGAUGAUCAGUUUUAUUGUGGGAUUGCAUAUGAAUGUAUCUCGAAGGCUGAUGUAUGUAACUGGGUGACAGAGUGUAUGAAUGGUGCUGAUGAAGCUAACUGUCAAGAUUGUUCAUUCGAGAACGGCAUGUGCAUGUGGAAUGAUGUCAGCGAAGGAGUGUUCUCGUGGCGCCGUUUGCGGGCUGAUGAUCUCUCCCCGUAUGACCACCCAGCACUGGACCACACCUUCGGCACUAGCGGCGGUCAUUAUGCUUUUCUCACAGAGGGAGCUGGUGUUGAGGGUAAAACAGCAGUGUUACAUAGUUCAAAACUUUCCAAUAAUGGUGGUCUAUAUUGUGAGUUCCAUGUGUGGCUGUAUCGGAAAGAGAGCAGUAACGUACACGCUCUUUUAUAUUUUAAAGAUGAAGAUCAUGGUGAUACUGUCUUACUCUCUAAUUUUUCCACACAAUUUCCACACCCAGAAUGGUGGAAUGAAAUGAUCAUCCCGGUACACAAACCACUGGCCAAUUAUCUGUUUUCUUUAGAAGCUACACCAGUAUUUGAUGACAAUGUUGAAUGGGCGAAGUCUCAUACUAUGUUUGCUGUUGAUGAUAUUGAAUUAUUAAAUUGCAAUUUUGAUGUUGGUGGAUUGGAUUGUAACUUUGAUGAUCCUAACUACGAUGGUGGAUACUGUAUGUGGAGGCAAUCAAUUAAUGACCAACUCGAUUGGAAGAAGAGUGAUAUGUAUCCAGAAGAUCUUCACGACCAUACCACAGGAAAAACAUUCUAUGUUUAUGCAGAUUUCAGUGAUGAAAUGGCUGAAACAGGCGAUAAGGCCAUACUAGAGAGCACUGUUCAGUCCAAAACAACGACCUUCGACAACGUCUUUUCACUCUGGUAUUAUUUCUUUGGGGAAAACGUUGGAGUCUUCAGACUUAUUCAGAAAAAGAUGGCUGCCGGGGUGAAUAACACGUAUCUUGAGCUGAAAGAUUCUCAGGAUGAUCGGUGGAUGUUGUUCGAGGCAAGACUUGAUGGUGAUGACGACUUCAUGAUGAUGCUAGAGGCUGAGUGGAGGGAGAUUGGACCAGGAUUACUCGCUGUGGAUGACAUCAAGAUGACCCAGAAACUUCAGUCAUCAAAAUGUGACUUUGAAGUUGAUUUCUGUCAGUGGUCUCAAGGGACAACAGAAACUACAAAAUGGACACGAGCCAACGGUAAAGACAAGAUCCCUCUCACUCCCCCGGUGGAUCACACAGCAAACAGUGAGAUGGGUUACUACGCCUACCUCGCGCCAACAGGCUCCUCUGAUGACUUUGCACUCCUUACAUCUCCUGUUUAUGAGAGUAUUGGCACUCAGUGUUUCCGGAUUUGGUACCACAUGCCAGAACAAGGUCUUGGCCAACUAAUAAUCUUCGUGAAGGAAGAUAAUAGUUCAGACUUUACCCCCAUUGAGACAUGGACAAACAGUACGUAUGAGAUGUGGUCCCUCGGGAUGGUAACUCUUCCAAAUACUCGCAAGCUUUCUGUAGGUAUUAUGGGGGUGACAGGGCUUAGCGAUGCUGGUCUUAUUGCAAUUGAUGACUUAGAAUUCAUUCCUGAUUCCUGCCCAAGAGCCCACGAAUGUGACUUCGAGUGUGACCUCUGUGACUGGUUCAACAUAAAUGGCGGGGACGACACGUUUGACUGGGAGAGAGCUUCAGGAGUGGACGGUGGAGGUAUCAUAGUAGAUCACACUAUAAACUUUGAGACAGGUCACUAUAUGGUGGCUCAUCUGAAGGACAAAACAAAGCGUGAUGCUGCUAAACUGUAUUCGAGUCGUGUACCUCACAACCUCAAUUGUAUCACAUUUUGGUAUUCAAUGCAAAAUAUAGUCAAUUCCACGUUAUCUGUUGUCUUAAGAGUCAAGGGCAUUGACUCUCCGCUCAUAAGUCUCCACAACUCGACUUUGGAUUUUAUUUGGGAAGAAGUAAAAUUAACCCCUAUAAUAACGUCUAACACCUUUCAAAUAAUAUUCGACAUUUUUGUUGAUGAAAACAUAACAGCAUCAGACAUAGACCCUGUGGCCUUAGAUGACAUUGCUUUCACAAGUGACUGUGAAAUUUCCACAUUGCCUCCGUUUGUGACCACCCCUCUGCCCACCCAUACACCUUCCUUUUAUGACUGUAACUUUGAAGAAGAUUCAAAUGAACUGUGUGGAUGGACUCAAGAUACUAUGGAUAGCCUCGACUGGCAGCGUCAUCAGGGACCGACGCCAACAGAGGACACAGGACCAAACACAGACCACACGCUGAAGACAGAUAAGGGACAUUACAUCUACGUUGGCACUUCAUACGGAAAAGAUAAUGUUGCCAGAUUAGUUAGCAAUCCUGUGGACAUUGGACGCAGUGGAGCAUGUUUCUCUUUCUGGUAUCACAUGCACGGACCUAACAUUGGUAAUUUGGAAGUACUGCUACAGUCGGAAGGCUCUAACAGUACGUCGGUCUGGAAACGUUCACGUGAGCAAGGAAUUGACUGGUUACCGGCCAAAGUUUUCCUUGAUUAUGUAGAUGCCCGGUUUGACAUAAUACUAAAAGCGUCUCCGUGGAUGAAAGGGAAGGGAGAUAUUGCUGUAGAUGAUAUUACAGUUGAUUUUAUGAGCUGCUUUACUGGCCAACUCUGUGACUUUGAAAAAGGAACAUGUAACUUUAGACAGUCGGUUGAAGAUCCUCUUGACUGGGAGAGGGUGUCUGCUACACCAUCAGAAGGGCGCAUCAGGAGCCCAUCAGAAGAUCACUCCCGACAGACGUCACUUGGUCAUUACUUCAGGCUGACGGGAGUGGGAUCUGCUCUUAUGUACUCGGAUACAAUUCAUCCCCAGUUUAAAUGUGCUCAGUUUUGGAUUUUUUCGGAUAGCUUUUAUAAUAAUGAAGAAGCAGUACUUGAAGUGUACAAGCACAUAGACGAGGCAACAGAUGAUGAACUCUUGGUUAAAAUUACUGGCAUCUUCAGUAGGGAGUGGAAUUUGUUCAGACUGCGCACUGACAGUACAUCUUAUUAUUCACUUGGUUUUAAAGGUCAGUCGUUCAAUGAUACAAUUAUUGGCAUUGAUGAUGUCCAGCCGCUAGUGAGCUGUGAGGACAUGUUGGAGUGUAACUUUGAGACAGACUUGUGUAUGUGGAGGAAUGCCGAGGAUGGACUUAACACUGACUGGUCUCUGAUGACAGCUGACCAAUUGUCUAAUCCGUAUGGUCCAAAAGUAGACGUCACAUCGCUUUCUCAAUAUGGAGGAUUUAUCUACUUUGAUACAUCUGGUGAGGCCUUUGAUAGUUAUGCGUCUCUGAAAACAGAUAUGUUAGAGCCAGGUGUGUGGUGCGUGAGCUUCUGGUAUCAUCUUCAAGGCUUAGGCCAUUCCAGUCUAUCCUUGGGGAUGGAUAAUGAUGAAUAUAACGCGAGAGCGGUGCUGUGGGAACAUAACACUAUUGUUCACGCUGACUGGGAGUUCGUUCAAGUGACAGCUAAUAUAACUCUCUACGCCACUGUCUUAGACUUUAUUGCGGUGUCUGAUCAUGGACAACAAGGUAUUAUUGCCUUAGAUAAAGUGGUAAUAUCUGCUAACAAUUGUACCAAUGGAACAAUCCCAGACUGUACCAUUAUAUGUGAUGCAGACAAGUGUAUAAAACCAGAUCAAAUGUGCAAUUUUGUUCAAGAUUGUAGCCAAGGACAAGAUGAGAAUUUCUGUGGGUAUAACUGCACCUUUGAAGCUGGUGUGGGAGAACACUGUACCUGGAGGAACGUGGAGGUGGGGGGAGAGUUGUCUUGGGCAUAUCUUCAGGGCCAGGACACCAAUAACACAUAUGGUCCUCCUGUAGACCACACACUACAGACUGGUGCUGGACACUAUGUGGCAGUCGCCCCAAGGAUUCUUAAUAACAGAGACGUAAACAAUCCCAUCUUUAUGAGCCCAGGCCUCUACAACUCAGCUGCCGAGUGUCGCAUGUUGUUCUGGUACGUGAUGUAUGAGAUACUUGGUGACAAACCUACUGAGGAUGUGGGAACCCUUAAAGUUUCUUACAAUGUGAGUGACAUAACCACUACCUUACUAGAGAUAUAUUCUAACCACAGGGAGGAGUGGAUGUAUGGUAUGGCGUAUAUAGGUAGGAUACGUAGUGAGUUUACAGUCCAGUUUGAAGGCGAGAAAAACUUCGAUGUGGACGGCUACAUGGCGAUUGAUGACCUCAGUUUCGAGAAAUGUUUCCUUCCGUCACCACAACAUGAUAUAUGUCGAGAUUUCUUUUGUACAAAUCUUGCUUGUGUCUCAAUGUUCGAGGAGUGUGACUUUGUUGACGACUGCGGAGAUUACUCGGAUGAGGACGACACUCUAGCAGGUUGUGAUAAAUAUGUUGGCCGUUGUAACUUUGAGGAUAGUUCAAGUUGUGAUUGGGUAAUAGAUAAAGAUAGCAGUUGGCAGAUCGGGUCACCAAGCACCCAAGAUAUCAUCCCGUUACGUGACCACACCCGGAACACUGCUGACGGCUCCUUCAUGUACAUUGAGAGUAACGAUAAACAGAGCGCCGCUACUCAAGGCAUAGUAACCAGUCCUGUGAUUUUUAGUCCCUCAGUACUGUGUCUUUUAAGGUUUUAUUAUUAUAGUUACGGACCUGAGGUGAACCAGUUGGUGGUGUCAGUUAGGGACUCCUCUAAUGGCUUGCAGAAAGAUAUAAAGGUGGUAUCUGGCUCCAUCGGACAAUACUGGGAUCGUAUAGAAAUUAUGCCGCCAAGUGAAGAUAUUUCUAAGCUGUUGGAGUUUGUUCUAACUGGCUCUACCUUAAAUUACACAGGUGGACUGCCUUCAGUAAUUGCAAUUGAUGAUAUUUCCUUCACUAAGGAUUGUACACCCUCUAAUGACACAUUACCCACUGUAACAAUCCCCAGUACUACCACCACUGAAAAUGAUUGUCACAAUCAGUAUCCGUGUUUAAAUGGCAAGUGCAUCCCAAACACUGAGGUUUGUGAUUUUAAGGAUGACUGCGGUGAUAACAGCGACGAAAUUAUCUGUGCUGAGUGUAGCUUUGACGUUAACCAGUGUGGCUGGGCAGACCAGAGUUAUGGAUCAAGUCGCUGGAUGCGGGCAAGUGGCUCCCCGUAUGGCCGUGAUAGUUAUGUGAUGAAGGUAUUUGCCCUGGGUGCGGGCACUGACACUAAAGGAGACCUUGUGUCUUAUAAACUGGGAGCUUCUGCUACAUCAUGUACAAUGAGUUUUUAUUUCAUGAAAGGUGGGAAAGAUUCGACUCUUGAGCUUAAUCUUCUUACAAAUAACAUGGAACUUACAUUGUGGCUGGUCUAUAAUGACUUCGGUGAGGUGUGGCAGAACCAGACAGUGGGAAUUCUAGCACGGGAUUUUGGCUGGAAGUUAAGGUUCAGAGUUCAGAAUUUUGACGAUGAUGGACAUGUUAUAAUUGAUGAGGUUCAUUUCCACAAUUGUGCUCUUCCUGUGCCACAUGUGUGUCCGGAUGACCAGUUCACUUGCGGUAAUGGUGUUUGUGUUAACGAUAGUCAGGUAUGUGACUUCAGUAAUGACUGUGGCGACAAUACAGAUGAAUAUCCAGACACCUGUGAACAGUUUCCUGAACGAUGUAACUUUGAGGCCGACUUUUGUCACUGGCAGCAACACACCGACGAUGAUGAACUGGACUGGAUGCGUAAGAAUGGUGAGAUGCUUGAUGAGGAUGUAGGUCCAGAUUAUGACCAUACUUACGGCAACGAGACGGGCUUCUACCUGUACCUGCGUAGUAUCAAAGGUUCACAAGGCCAGAAUGCCAAAAUAUCCGGACCACCUUUCCUCCCAUCAACAGGCGACUGUCACUUCAGGUUUUGGUUCAUGAUGAGGAAUCACCUGAACUCCUCACUGAGAGUUUCUGUCGUGGAAACAAAUCCAAAAGUAAGAAGGACUGAUAUAAUCUUCCAGACUACCGGCACAGACGAUUAUCUUUGGGUUCGAGAAGAUUUGCCUAUUACAUAUUCAAGAUAUUUCCAAAUAUUGAUUGAAGGUUGGGCUGGCGCGGUAGAUGACGGAGACAUUGCUAUUGAUGACAUAUCCUAUUCAACAAAAUGCAGGACCACUAUGUGUUCCGACUAUGAGUUCUUUUGUCCCCUGGAAGGUUGUAUCUCAAAUACAAAGGUGUGCGACUUCCGCAAUGACUGUAAUGACUAUAGUGAUGAGGAUAACUGUCCCGCCGUCUGCCAUUUUGAAAAUGACACGUGUGGCUGGCAAGAUGUUGACGAGACUAAUGCAGUAAAGUGGAUUCGAGCCCAGGCUAAUGAUACCAACUCUGGCACGGAUGUAACUGGACCAUUUACCGAUCAAACUGGUAACGAUAAGGGACACUUCCUCCUGCUACACCAAGACUACCCUGACAUACCUCUGCUACAGGAAGCACAGGCCUUUACUCACUGGUACCAAAACUCCAAACCAGAUUGUUCCUACUCAUUCUGGUACUACAGGGAUGAAGACCUCGGAGGUGACGUGUUGCUGCGCCUUAAUUCAACCAGCGAUAGGUACACCACCAUCAAGUAUUUCAGCAGGAAGGCCGCGACGUCACAUAUUUGGACAUUUCAAGAUAUAAACAUCGGCAGACACAUAACAGCUUUCCAGUUGUCGCUGUACUUACUGGAGAAGGAAGGUGAAACUGGAGUGUUUGCCAUCGAUGAGACCAAGUUUGAAGACUGCGGCUACCCACCACCUGUAGAAGGAAACUGUGCGCCCUCCUUCUACCACUGUGCCUUAUCACAGAUUUGUAUACCCAAAGAAAAUAUGUGUGACCUGGCUGAUGACUGUGGUUACGGUGAGGACGAGACCCCCAGAGAGUGUUCCGAGUACCACCGUAGCACCUUCGAGGAUGGGAUGCUUGGCUGGUUCGUUCAAGGCCAGAAUGGUGUUGAUGAUGACACUGAUUGGAUUCUGGCAUCGGGAAGAGAAGUUUCUUAUGACAAAGGCCCCAACUACGACCAUACCGAGUGGUCUCCUGAGGGCAUCUAUCUGUACAUGGAUGUCCCCGACCAACAGGCCCAGACUGCCCAGCUCCUCAGUCUAAAGUUAUAUAGUGGCUCCAACUGUACCUUUCUCUUCUACCACUACUUCUACGGCCCUGGGUUUGGAAAUCUGACCGUCUCAGUUCGGCAAGAAUCGGGGUCAACAAAGACGGUGUUCAGUAUGGAAUCACCUGCCGACGACUCUCUCAGUUUGUGGGACAAGGUGCAACUAACCUAUCUAGGGCCGCUUGGUGAGGGAAGUUUCCAGAUCAUUAUCGAGGUCAGGUCCGCUGUCAACCAUCAAGGAACCAUCGCUCUUGACGACUUCGUGUUUGAUCCUAAAUGCUGGUUGGCUGGCGUGACUACCACCUCCACACCACACUCAACAGUCCACCCUGAAAACUGCACCAAUGAUGAGUUCAAGUGUAGUGACGGCCCCUGUAUACCAAUCAGAAAACACUGUAACUUUGUGUUUGACUGUGCGAAUGACGAAGAUGGUUGUGUGUCAACAAUAUGCCCGUUUCUUAAUGGUGAUCAGUGUGGCUGGGAGAUGAAGGCCACCAAUCACACCAAGUUGUCAGGGAUAGGAAGUCCAGAUGAUGACCCCGAGGAUGAUGUGGAGUCUGAGGGCAAGAGUGGUGUCCUGUUCACGUGGGAGCUGUCGACAGGUAAUGAUCAAGUGGCUCCUCCCCUGCAGCAGUAUAAGCCAGGUGUCGACCACACCUUUCAUGACGUCAGGAGUUACUACGCUUAUGUGUGGUCUGUGGAAGAUGACUAUGAUGACGUUACCGACCUCGCCACCGAAUAUUUCAUCGGUGAGACCGCCAAGACCUGUCGCCUGGGUAUCUGGUACUGGUGGUCAGGUCCCCAGUCAGGGUCACUUCACGUGCUGGUCACACCCUUUACCGGGGACAGUGUGGAGGCGUGGUUGUUGGAUGGUGACAAUGGCAACCAGUGGCAGAUGGUGCAGGUUGGCUUAGGUGAGCUGAACGUGCAGAAGGUGAGGAUCCAGGCACACCGAGGCAUCAGCUACGAGGGUGGUGGUGCGGUAGAUGACAUCGCCUUUGAGGAGUGUGUCCCUCCCAGUCCUCCCCCAGAUGGAAUGACCUGCAAGGAUAUGAACUAUUACCCGUGCAGCGAUGGCACCUGCGUCGUGUUGGGUCUCGUGUGUGACUACUCGGAUGACUGCCUCGAUAACUCGGACGAGGCCCCUGAGGUGUGUGGCUCCUUCCUCUACCGCUGUGACUUUGAGUUUGGGAUAACGAGUGACUGGACGGAAGAUAUCGAGGACAACGCUGACUGGUUGGUGAUGCGGGCGUCUUCCGAUAAUUCUGGCACUUUACCCGUCCAUGACCACACACUGGGCACUACUAAGGGUCACUAUGUGGUGCUGAACGUGAUGGAUCAGAGCAAGACCUCCCGUGUGGCCCGUCUCCACUCCCCCGUCAUCGUCAGCACUGUCUACGAAUGCCAGAUAAGGUUUUGGUACCAGGCCACCGGAGACAACCCGGGCCACAUCAGGGUCCUAAAACGUAUCUCCUAUUACGAGAAUGGCACCAAUGUUCUCUCCACUAUCUCCAAUAUGGCCAAGAAUGUCUGGCUCAAGUUCAGUCUGACUUACGGCGGGGAUCCUUAUUCUGGGGAUUUCCAGGUGGUGCUGGAGGGCGCCUCUCCCGCGGACCGGAAUGGCUUCUUGAUUCUGGAUGACUUGUCCAUGUCGCCAGAGUGUGAACGUUCUUCUAAUCAACACCUUCCUGGAGAAGAUGAUCUUACCACCCCGAAGCCUUUCUGCCCGCUUGGGAAACUGGACUGCGCAAACGGGAAAUGUUACAGUCCGAUUGAAACUUGUAACUUCGUGGACGACUGCGGCGACGGCACCGAUGAACAGGAGUGUAGUAAAAGUUGUGAUUUCGAGACGGACCUGUGUGGGUGGUUUGAACAAAGUGCCGACUCGAGUCACUGGACCAGGACAGGUUUCCCAGCUGAUCCACCAGGUCCAGCGGCUGACUACACUGGAGUGACCACUACACAUGAUCUCAGCUCCUCCAAGAAUCAGAGCCUCUCAGGGCAGGUGGCAAUUUUAGAGUCGCAUGUAUUUUCAAUGGUAGGACACAACUGCAUCGUGUCGUUCUACCAUUACCUGGGUACAGAUGGUGAUCAGCCGUCUACUCUCUCUCUCUACAGGAAAACUACGAGGACUGCAUUUGAUUCUGUGGAGGGUAUCUACGCUGAGUUACUCUGGGAACAGUCGGAAAACUCCAAAGUGUGGGAUAAGGAAUAUGUUAUGGUCAGCGAUGUAAGAGACUUUUCAUUAUUUUUCAAGGCUACUCACGGCGACCAAAAGACCUAUAUUGCAAUUGAUGACUUAGCAUUCAAGAACUGUGAGCCGUCUGAUGAAUGUACCAGCACGACGGACUUCACGUGUGCUGACGCCUCCUGUAUCCCCCGCCAGUACCGCUGUGAUGCCAAGUAUGACUGUCCAGACAAGAGUGAUGAAUUCCAGUGUGACAAUGUCCAGGGUGACUGUAACUUUGACCACGAGAACUGGCUGACGGCCUGUGGGUGGCAGCGCUGUGAUGACGAUGACAAGGACUGGUCCCGAGGCAGACGUUCCUUUAACUCUCACUACGGUCCCUCACAUGACCACACACUCGGCUCUUCUGGUUACUACCUGUAUGUGGCCAGUGACUCAGAUGAUCCUGGUAAAGUAGCAGCCAUUAAGACAGGGACACAGUAUCCAGCGUCCACUGACAUCUGUUACAUCCGCUUCUGGUAUUACCUACACAACGACAACAGGACCGCCAACCCCGGCUCUCUCAGGCUUUAUCUUGAAGAUAGUACUGGCAAGCGGUGGCCUCUGGUGGUCCGAAUUGGUAACUACGAGGCGCUGUGGCAAGAAGAGGUAAAGCUCGUGUCCUCUAGUAAACCAUUCCAGUUUGUGUUCGAGGGUGAGACUGGCGAUCCGCGCAACACCUACGUCGCUCUAGAUGACGUCUCCUUCACACCGGAGUGUCCAAGUGGUGUAGGACCUCCACCCAUCAACAACACUUGUGGUCCUGGUAUGAAGCAGUGUAACACGGAGGAGUGUAUCCCAGCCUCCUUCUUCUGUGACUGUUAUGCUGAUUGUGUUGACGGGUCAGACGAACAGGGUUGCUCAAUAACAUGUUCAUCCAUGGCGACACGUCCCCUGGUGACCACAACACCAACCACCACCACCACCAAGGGCCCUCACGCCUGCCUCCCCACCCAGUUCCCUUGUGGUGACGGCUCCUACACCUGCAUACCCGGUCUGCUCUUAUGCGAUGGUAUUACAGACUGUCCCAACGCUGCUGAUGAACAAGGAUGCCCUGCCAGUACUCCAUGUGAGCCAGGUUAUGUCUACUGUGCGGACAGGUAUAUGCAGAAUCAUCCGUGUCUAAGGGUGGAAACCGUGUGUAAUGGCUACCCCGACUGCAACUCGUACCUAGCGGACGAGUCUUUGUGUGGAACGUGUCCGUCUUAUUACUGUCAACACGGAAAGUGCAGCGUGUCAGGGAAACAAGCACCUACCUGCAGUUGCAACACCUACUUUAACGGCACGCGGUGUUCCAUCAACACAGGAACUGACACGGGACUGAGUAGUGGUGCCAUCGCCGGGAUCGUCAUAGGGAGUUUGAUCGCCCUGGCUCUUGCUGGCGUCGUGAUAUUCGUCAUCGUUGGGAAGAAAUCGCCGCCAGCGAGUGGUGUCAGAUAUGUCGCCUCACCGAAGAAAACUGACGAGACCGAUGCCAGUUUCAUGUUUGCUGAACCAAGCACCAGUCAGACCCAUCCUGGUGAGAGCUACCUACUGGAGGAUCUCGAUUCUCCAAACUAUCCGACACAGACAAAAAGUGAAACCGAUGCAUAAUAUAUCUAUCGCUGAGGUUUAUCCAGACCGUCUAAUUUGUCGACUGGUUUUACACACACAUUGCUUGUCAGUUGAGUUUGGCGAGUGUAAUAUAGUGCGAAUUAAGACUGAUGGCAAAGUGACUAAUUAAUACCAAAGGAUAUUAAAGAGGACAAAUUUUGGUAUAUAUUUAAGGGUCAACUCAAAGGUUCAAACAUUACUAUAGUUUGGGGAGCCCAUAAACACUAUACAGUAGUUAACUUUAUUUAUUCACUUUCACAUAACUUAAAAAAAACACCUUUACUCCUUAAUGGAUUAUCUGGGAAAUAUAAAAACAAACAUAACCGUGUAUAUACAGUCAUCACUAUAAUAUAGUUGCAUCACUGAAUAUAUUAGAAAUUAAAGAUAAGUAUAUAGAAUCGUGAAAGCAAUCGUUCAGUUUCAUUCUUCACUGAAAAUUGUAUUAAACAUCUAAAUUGUAUUAAAGUUGGUAUAGUAUUUUGUGUUAUUUGUUCAGUACUGUUCAAUGUAUUGUGUAGUGUAGGGUUUUCUUCUGUAUCAUAAGUACAUAACGGAUAAAAUCACCUUUUCUCUACAGUUCUAAGCUAUGUAGUAUAUGUGUAUUCUUGGUGUGUUGCUGAAUAAUUAUGUAGUUAUUAUAAGACUUUUUUAAUAAAGCAAAAACCUUUA
Molecule: messenger RNA, 14608 nt
Organism: Homarus americanus (American lobster)
Lineage: Eukaryota; Metazoa; Arthropoda; Malacostraca; Decapoda; Nephropidae
Product: MAM and LDL-receptor class A domain-containing protein 2-like
Exons: 41
Coding region: 158-13939 (4593 amino acids)
Cellular component (GO): membrane
Molecular function (GO): protein binding
Source: RefSeq, a predicted model, not a curated record